Messenger RNA from Glycine soja, 1002 nucleotides. RefSeq names its product fruit protein pKIWI501-like. The record is from RefSeq and is a predicted model, not a curated record. The coding region runs from base 115 to 651 and encodes 178 amino acids. NCBI's taxonomy places the organism in Eukaryota, Viridiplantae, Streptophyta, Magnoliopsida, Fabales, Fabaceae. The transcript is spliced from 2 exons.
ACCUCUAUAUAAACCACUCUUAAUGCUCAUUUCUUUUCAUCAAAAGCUUUUAGUUUUCUAUAUCACUCUCAACUUUACUCCUCUUCAAUCAGUUGCAUAUUCUUUGCUAUUCCAAUGGCCACUGUUGAGGUUGUGUCAGCCAAGGUUGCCCUCCCAGAGGACACAAAAGAGGCAUCAUUGAAGGUUGACGAGGAGAAGAACACAGAAGAAGUUGUUGAGACUCCAACACCAGAAACUGUGGUCACUGAGCAAACCAAGGAGGAAAGUACUGAGGCCCCACGACCUGCAGCUUCAGAAGACAAGCCCUCGGUUGAAGUUCAGACUAAAGAGGUGGCAGAGGAAGUUGUGUCUGAGACCAUCACACAAGAGCCAACAGUUGAGAAGCAAGAAGCUGCUGAGGGAACAAAAGAAAAUGCCGAUCCUGCUGAGAUUAAGACACCAGAAGCUGCAGAAGAUGUUAAUAUUAAGGAAGAGAAAGAAGCUGAGGCUGAGGCUGAAGCUAAGGAGGAAGAGGCCCCGGCAGAGAAAAGUGAGGAGAAGGUUGAGACAGAAGGGUCAGCUGAAAAGAAAGAGGAGGAAGUGAUUGAAGAAGCUGAGGCUGAGAAGAAGGAGGAGGUCACAGUCACGGACACAGAGGCUCCAACAGAGUAAAAGAACGUGAAGAGGGGAAAUGUGCAGUUUAAGUGAGUGUUUGAGAGGGUAUUUUUUUCUUAGUUGCAUCGUGUCUUGUUGCUCCAUGCAUGUCUUUUCUUUGUUUAGUGGUCUAAUAAAAAGUCUAGCUAGGGAAGGGAUGAGUGAUGCGAAUGCCAACCACUCAGUACAAGAACCACAUGGCAUGUAGUCUUUCAAUCUGAUCUAUGGGGUGUGCAUGGCUAGCUCUCCAUCCAAUGAAUUAUGUUAUGGUCCUUUGUGUGAUUCGAUCUGCAUGCACGGUAACUUUCUUUGUUCAAAUAAAUAUAUAUGUAGAUUAUUAGUAUCUUAUAUCAUAUAUGAUUUGUGUUC